Molecule: messenger RNA, 954 nt
Organism: Eruca vesicaria subsp. sativa (arugula)
Lineage: Eukaryota; Viridiplantae; Streptophyta; Magnoliopsida; Brassicales; Brassicaceae
Source: the annotation of a GenBank genome assembly
AUGGCUUCGUUCUUGGAUGUUCUAAAUGAGGUUGUGGAUAUCUUAAAUGAAUCUAGCAAACUCUUUCUCAAGAACAAGAAGUUGAUGUUCUCUAUAUUGGUAUUCCAUCUAUUGCACAAUGGUUUAGUUUACCUGCUCAGUGUCUUUGCCAUCAGACCCGAGAUAACAAACUUGAUUCAAGAAUCUAGAUUGAUACCUAUGAUGGAUCCAACCACCCCGGAAUACUUCGUCCAUCUUAUAAGAGUCUUUGAUGAUUUUUCCAAAUUUGCGGUUUCUUCAUGCAUCUUUGCCACAGUGUCCUCCAUCAUCAACUUUUUAUCGGUUCAAGUCAUCGUCCAUACUUCUGCCCUUACUCAUAAAGAUGACAACGUCAAGAUCAAAGAUCUUUCGGUUUUGAUCCUUAAAUCUUGGAAGGGACCUCUUUUGACUAGUUUCUACAUUGUUUUGUUCAGUUUUGGAUAUUGUUAUCUCCUUUUAAUAGUUUAUUUCCCUCUUUUUUGGUCAUCCCAUUCCUUGGCAGACUUGGCAGACAAGUCUGCCGCUUUGUUUGUUCUGUUUGCAGUGUUUGAGUCUUCUUUAGGUAUUGUCUGGUACCUAUCUUUGGUCAUAUCGAUACUCGAGGAAACUUAUGGGAUCCAAGUUUUGGGGAAAGCUGCAAAGAUCGUUAAAGGGAUGAAACCGAAACUAUUUCUUUUGAAUCUUUUCUUCGUAUUAUUGUCUUUCGGUUUUAUUCAGACAGUGAGAUGGAUCGAUUUGAAACGCUCAUUUGCAGUUACCUUACCCACCGGUUUGGUCCUUGUGAGUUCCAUCUUUGCAGUGAGGACGUUUCAGCUUGUGACUUACACCCUUGCCUAUUUCCAAUGUAUGGGACUUCAGGGCAAAGACGUUGAGUCCCUGAGGGAUGUUGAAUAUACGAAACUACCUUCCACUACGCUGAUGGGUGCAUUACCUUGA